Messenger RNA from Plasmodium vivax (malaria parasite P. vivax), 888 nucleotides. RefSeq names its product transcription factor, putative. Gene Ontology annotation, cellular component: nucleus; DSIF complex. Gene Ontology annotation, molecular function: RNA polymerase II complex binding; zinc ion binding. The record is from RefSeq and is a predicted model, not a curated record. NCBI's taxonomy places the organism in Eukaryota, Apicomplexa, Aconoidasida, Haemosporida, Plasmodiidae. Gene Ontology annotation, biological process: chromatin organization; positive regulation of DNA-templated transcription, elongation; regulation of transcription elongation by RNA polymerase II. Bases 277 to 672 code for a protein of 131 amino acids. The transcript is spliced from 4 exons.
GUCGUAUCGCCAUACAGAAGUGAAGAUAAAAUGCUGUGCUCGUUCCCCCCGUGAGUAGAUUUUUUUUCCCCUUUAAAUCUCAUUUGAGUGGAAAAUCGCGCAACGUGGAGGAAGAAAAUAAAAAAAGGAAUUGUAACCCCAAUUGAUGAAUUGAAUGAGCAAAGUGCCGACAUGGAGAAAGCGUUUCGAGGGCAUACGAUAUAGGGUAUUUUUUUUUUUUUUUUUUCCCCUCCUCUGUUAUCCUGCACUUUAGUCACCAUAGGAUAGAAGUUAAAGAUGGCGACCCCCAAAGGACGGAAAAAGUCAGAUAAAGAGAAAAUCGAUGAGCCCUUCUCGGAGCACAAGGACUCGUCGAAGAAGUCCAGGAACACCCUGCAGGAGGACAAGGUGUUGAAGAUGCGCGCGUGCCUGUCCUGCCGUUUGCUUCGCACGGAGGCGGAGUUCUACCAAAACGGCUGUAGCAACUGCAAAUUCCUGCAGAUGGCCGGAGACCGGCACCGCAUCCACGACUGCACAACCGAGAACUUCAACGGAUUCAUGGCGAUCACCACCCCGACCAAAUCUUGGAUGGCUCAGUACAACGACCUGAGCAAAUACGCCCCGGGCUUUUACGCCUUGCAGGUGGUGGGAGAGUUGCCCGAGUCCAUAAGGGAUUUGAAGUCAAAUUAUUAGGAGGUGGCCCCACAGGUGGGAAGGGUCUCUUCCCUUGGCGUUUGCUUCUUCAUUUUUUAGUCACCCCUGUGGGUAGGCGGCGAUACGGUAGUAGUGCGGUCACUCGCAGGGUGGGCAUUUUGAGCUGCCGUCUAAGCGGUUUCUUUGAAGCGCUUUCCCUUGAACCGCCUUCCCUUGAACCGCCUUCCCUUGAACCGCCUUCCCUUGAUCCGCCUU